AUGACGCAUCAGGUGAGCACAGGAUCGCCUUUUCUCAAACCUUUCUUUUUGAAAACUCCAGUUAGUGUGGUCAGUCCACUGCGGCAGAGAAGGCACACACUACCAGCCAGCGAAUUCAGGAAUCUCACGCCACAAGAUGCCAUCAGUGUGUUUGAGAUUGAGAGAGAAGCUUUCGUGUCUGUUUCUGGAGAGUGUCCACUCACCCUGGAUGAGGUGCUCAGUUUCCUGGGGCAGUGUCCUGAGCUGUCCUUGGGAUGGUUUGAGGAGGGACAACUGGUGGCAUUCAUCAUUGGAUCGGGCUGGGACAAAGAAAGACUCUCACAAGAGGCCAUGACUGUGCACGUCCCGGACACACCCACAGUCCACAUCCACGUCCUUUCUGUCCAUCGUCACUGUCGGCAGCAGGGCAAAGGCUCUGUGCUUCUGUGGCGCUACCUGCAGUACCUGCGCUGUAUCCCGGGCAUCCGCAGAGCUCUGCUGAUCUGUGAAGACUUCCUGGUCCCCUUCUACCUCAAAGCAGGCUUCAAGGAGAAAGGGCCAUCCGCCAUCACUGUGUCCAGCAUGCACUUCCAGGAGAUGGAGUACUCACUUGGAGGACAAGCAUACACGAGGAGGAACAGUGGCUGCUAG
Messenger RNA from Periophthalmus magnuspinnatus, 630 nucleotides. RefSeq names its product arylalkylamine N-acetyltransferase 2 (gene aanat2). Gene Ontology annotation, cellular component: cytoplasm. The record is from RefSeq and is a predicted model, not a curated record. Gene Ontology annotation, molecular function: aralkylamine N-acetyltransferase activity. NCBI's taxonomy places the organism in Eukaryota, Metazoa, Chordata, Actinopteri, Gobiiformes, Gobiidae. The coding region runs from base 1 to 630 and encodes 209 amino acids. The transcript has 3 exons. Gene Ontology annotation, biological process: response to light stimulus; circadian rhythm.